GUCUGGUGAAUUCCAGGUGAUGGGGGUGUUCGGGAACUCUCAUGUAUGUACAGGGAUUCCAGGGCACAGAAUGACUGAAACUAGCAAGAAUUAGGGCGAACAAAAGCAGAUCAGUGGUAACGCUGGAGAAGAUGAUCCUGCAGCAAGUGCGUGGAGAUGGGUGACUGACAGUUCAAUGGCAUUGCCCGAGUUCCAAUGGCCGCAGCUGGGUGCUCGGUACGGGCUGAAGGCAGCGCUGGUGGUGUUGUCUGGGUCCCUCCUGGUGGCCCUUUUCCCUCUCAGUGAGCUGGAAGGGCAGUAUAAGGCGGCUCUGAAGGUCCUGCUGCGGUGUAACCUCUGGGGAGGCAAUGAGCGGCUGCACACCUACACCGGGCACACUACGGGGCUCGCUGUGGCUUCCACUGCUAUUGAACUGCUGGUGUUUAAGCAGAAACCGACUUCAGAUGUCAAGUUUGAAGCCAAAGCUGCUUUUAACCAAGCACUUGAAAUGAAGCGGCAAGGCAAGAGGGACAAAGCACAUAAGCUUCUUCUCCAUGCCCUGAAGAUGGACCCGGAUCAAGUGGAUGCCCUGAAUGAGCUUGGCAUCUUCUUAGAGGAGGAGAAGGAUAUCAUACAGGCAGACUAUCUUUAUUCUAAAGCGUUAAUGAUCUCGCCACACAAUGAGAAAGCUUUGAUAAACAGAGAUCGCACCUUGCCCUUGGUUGAAGAAAUAGAUCAGAGGUAUUUUAGCAUCAUUGACAGUAAAGUUAAGAAAGUGAUGUCCAUUCCAAAGGGAAACUCUGCUCUUCGCAGGGUGAUGGAAGAGUCUUACUAUCACCACAUAUACCACACUGUAGCUAUUGAAGGAAACACCCUUUCACUGUCCGAAAUACGCCAUAUAAUUGAAACAAGAUAUGCCGUGCCUGGAAAGAGUCUUGAAGAACAAAAUGAAGUCAUUGGCAUGCAUGCAGCAAUGACAUACGUCAACACCACUUUAGUAUCCCGCAUAGGAUCGGUAACAACCAGCGAUAUACUGGAAAUACACAGGAGAGUGCUGGGCUAUGUUGAUCCUGUUGAAGCUGGGCGAUUUCGUACAAACCAAGUGUUUGUGGGCCACCAUAUUCCACCUCAUCCCAGAGAUGUAGACAAGCACAUGCAAGAGCUUGUCCAGUGGCUUAAUUCAGAUGAUGCAAUGAACCUUCAUCCUGUGGAAUUUGCAGCUUUGGCGCAUUACAAACUGGUCUAUAUCCACCCAUUUGUUGAUGGAAAUGGGAGGACUUCACGUUUGCUUAUGAAUGUGAUUUUGAUGCAGGCAGGCUACCCGCCAAUAACCAUCAGGAAAGAACAGAGGUCAGAAUAUUAUCAUGUUUUAGAACUUGCAAAUGAAGGCGAUGUGAGACCUUUUAUUAGAUUUAUUGCCAAAUGCACGGAGACCACCCUAGACCUCUUGCUCAUAGCCACGGCAGAGCAUCCUGUGGGCCUUCCAGAGCCCAAUGCGGACAGCUUCAAGUGCAAACAAACCAUUCCGGUCAAGACCUGAUCUCUGACUCCAACGCUGUGGCCUUUGUUGCCUUACCUACACCUCCAUGGAUAUUGCCAGUAACAUCUCAAUAAUUUAUUUUAUGCUUUUUGCUGCUAGUUAUACUUCACACUUUUGUACUGAAAAAUGCUGCAAUGUAGAUUUAGGGCCUAUGCCUUAUGUAUUGCAGGAGACAAACGCACUCAUGGGGGAGAUUUAUCAAAAACUGUGCAGAGGAAGAGUGGUGCAGUUGCCCAUAGCAACCAAUCAGCUUGCUUCUUUGAUUUUUAAAGAGACCUGUGAAAAAUGAGAGAAGUGAUCUGAUUGGUUGCUAUGGGUAACUGCACCACUCUUCCUCUGCACAGUUUUUGAUAAAUCUCCCCCAUGAAGUAUUUGCACAUUUCACACAUGGACUUACAUAGCAGUUGCUGCACAUUUUACCCUUUGCAGUACAAAGGGUGAAAUCCAUAGCAGGCCUGUAUGCUACAUGCAGGGUCACUGGGGCGGAAAAGUAUUCCAUGUGUGAAUGGGGGUUAUGCAGGAUUAAAAAAAACAGCUGAUUUCUAUAAAAAAAAACAGCACCACACAUGUCCACAGGAUGCGUGUGGUAUGCCAGCGGACUUCAAUUGAAGUCUAUGAAGCCAAGUUGUAAUACCACACCCAACCUGAGGACUGGUGUGGUGCUGUUUUUGAAAGAAAUUAGCUCCGUUUUUUUUUUUUUUUUUUUAAAUCCCUGGAUAACCCCUAUAAAGAGAGUCCUCUCUGCUGACCAGUGAGUGGUGAGCUGGGAUUUGCACCUUUCUUUUGUGUUUUUGGCCCACUCCUGGUUUUGGCUUACAAAUAUUGAUCCAAAAUACUGUCGUUUGAAGCCAGUCUAAACAGCAUACACAACUUUUAAAGAUCAUUAAAGGCACAGGGAAAAGAUAAGGUAACAUUAUGGGCUCAGACAGGAGUUUUGUGGCUUGAAAAUAAUACAUCUGCAAAGACUUGUCCAGUCCAGGGAUUUUAUGCUGUUACAUUAUACCAGGAAACCAGAUAGCUCAAUGUUAGUCUGUAAUAGGCUAUCACAGAUCCCCCAUCAUUGAAUGAAAACUCAAAUAUAAACAAAGGGUAUGAUUUACAGAUUAAAAUUCACUUUUAUUGGGUAUAUUCAGAUAAAAACAUAUAACCCCCUACUACACAAACAUAUAACUCCUGUGACCGCUAAGAAAAAAAUCACAAAGAAUAGAACAGAAAAAUGUAUUAGGUCCACCACCUGGAUUAUUGCACAUAUAAUCAAUUGUCAGUGACCCAUUACAUUGCACAUUUUUAAGGGCUCAUAAAAAGGGUGUGUGUGUGUGUGUGUGUGUGUGUGUAUAUAUGUGUG
This is a messenger RNA of Hyla sarda, 2864 nucleotides long. It is a transcript of the gene FICD, whose product is annotated as FIC domain protein adenylyltransferase. Lineage: Eukaryota; Metazoa; Chordata; Amphibia; Anura; Hylidae. Gene Ontology annotation, molecular function: protein binding. The record is from RefSeq and is a predicted model, not a curated record. Bases 176 to 1519 code for a protein of 447 amino acids. The transcript is spliced from 3 exons.